Molecule: messenger RNA, 799 nt
Organism: Mastomys coucha (southern multimammate mouse)
Lineage: Eukaryota; Metazoa; Chordata; Mammalia; Rodentia; Muridae
Gene: Mymx
Product: myomixer, myoblast fusion factor
Exons: 2
Coding region: 118-375 (85 amino acids)
Biological process (GO): skeletal muscle organ development; myoblast fusion
Cellular component (GO): endoplasmic reticulum membrane; Golgi membrane; plasma membrane
Source: RefSeq, a predicted model, not a curated record
UUGUGUUGUCCAGUGAUGCUGUAUCCACCUCAGGCAAAAGCAUCCUGAAAUUGAUUCUGAGCAGUUCUGACUGGUGAGAGCUGCCACUGACUGGUUAGAGCUGGUCCAGGUCCUGCCAUGCCCGUCCCACUGCUCCCGUUGGUGCUUCGAUCGCUGCUAUCCCGCCUGCUGCUGCCGGUUGCCCGCCUGGCCCGGCAGCACCUCUUGCCCUUGCUGCGCCGGCUGGCCCGCCGCCUGAGCUCCCACGACGUGAGAGAGGCUCUGCUGAGCUGUCUGCUGUUUGUCCUCAGCCAGCAACAGCCACCAUCGGAUUCUGGAGAGGCCUCCAGAGUGGACCACUCCCAGAGGAAGGAGAGAUUGGGCCCCCAGAAGUGAGGCCAUGGGUCCUGGAAACUGCAGCACCAUCCAUCAAAGUACUUUUGGAGCGGGUUAGUCCAGGCAUCCGCACUGCAGAAUUCAGGACAGUCGGGGCUGAGUGCAAGAGGCCUCUGACCUGAACAUCUCCCACUCCCCUAGCACCUUGCAGACUACAUACUGUGUUGAUUGCCCCUCCUCCCUGCAGCUCCCUCUGCCUUAUCUCUGGCCUCCAGGAUGGACCAGCAAAUGGAGCUAUCAAGGUCAGUUAAGAAAUGAUGUUUAACUUAGACUCAAGACAAUUUAGCUAAGAGAUGAUAUUUAAAUACAAACUGUCCAGUCUACCUUAAAAUAAUAAGACCUUGCUUCCCCUUAAAGACUGAGUGCUUUCAAAGCUUAGUGUGCAUCAGGUAGUCAAUAAAUGACAGUGUGUUGUUACUGGUGA